AUGGACACACAGAAAAUCAUACUCGUCACCGGCGCCAACCGAGGCUUGGGUUACUGCAUCGUCAGUGUCGCCGCCGCCCGACAUCCCUCUGCACACUUUAUCCUCGCCUGCCGCAGUGUUGAGGCGGGCAACAAGGCUGUUGAUGAGCUCAAGAAGAGUGGCAUCACAGCAUCAUUGGAGGUGUUGAAGCUCGACGUCACCAAAGAUGAUGAGAUAGUUGCAGCGGUCGAUGCAGUGACCGCAAAGCACGGUCGAUUGGACGUGCUAGUCAAUAACGCCGGCAUCUCCCGUUUUUCCCAAGACAGUUCGCUGCCUGCACUCCGUGCUGCCUACACAGAUAUGCUUAGUGUCAAUGUCUCGUCAGUGGCCUGUGUAAGCGCCGGCUUUCGACCUCUGCUCGCCCAGUCCACCCAGCCAAAGGUGAUUAACAUUACGUCUGGUCUAGGCAGCAUUACCAACUGCCUAACAAAGAAGAUGCAUAGGUUGCCGCCGUAUGGCACGUCCAAGGUGGCUGUCAACGGGCUGACAGCACACCUCCAGACAGUCGAGAAUGACCGUGUGACUGAUGUUGGUAUAUUCGGGGACGGCGGUCCUAAGGUGAAUUACUAUUCAGCCGCACCUGGCUUCCUUAAAACAGCCUUUACACGGUUCAAUGAGCGGGGAAAGGACCCAUAUGCAGGUGCCGAAGUGAUCGUCCAGCUUAUCCAAGGCGGUCCCGGAGAGUAUCCAGGUGGCACUCAGUGGGAAUUCGAGCAGGGAAAGAUGCAACGGGUUCCGUGGUGA
This is a messenger RNA of Talaromyces amestolkiae, 783 nucleotides long. RefSeq lists its product as uncharacterized. The transcript is spliced from 2 exons. The coding region runs from base 1 to 783 and encodes 260 amino acids. Lineage: Eukaryota; Fungi; Ascomycota; Eurotiomycetes; Eurotiales; Trichocomaceae. The record is from RefSeq and is a predicted model, not a curated record.